AAAGCGAAUAAAUAAGAGAGGAAGGUAAAGGGCUUUAGAGUCCAGCUAGGCAUGCUCGCAUUGCUAAGCACCAGAGGGUUUGGAUUUGGGUUUAAGAAGACUUUCCAGUCCCAUCUCCGCCUCUCUCUCUAUUGGCCUUCCAUGGCUUUCUCUGCUUCCUCUCCAGCUUCUCCUCAACCACCAAAGCGCGUGGGAACACAUAACGGAAGCUUCCACUGUGAUGAAGCUCUUGGGUGCUUCAUGAUUCGUCUAACUGACAAGUUUUCCAACGCCGAGAUUGUUCGGACCCGUGACCCCCAGGUUUUGGAGGGUCUUGAUGCUGUUCUUGAUGUUGGGGGUGUUUAUGAUCCAAGCAGAGACCGGUAUGAUCAUCACCAAAAAGGUUUUGAUGAGGUUUUUGGUCAUGGUUUUUCCACCAAACUAAGUAGUGCUGGUCUUGUUUACAAGCAUUUUGGAAAGGAGAUAAUAGCUAAGGAGCUUCAAGUUGAUGAAGGGCACCCCGACGUGCAUCGAUUAUAUUUGGCUGUCUACAAGAGCUUUAUGGAGGCAAUUGAUGCAAUUGAUAAUGGAAUCAAUCAGUAUGAUACAGAUCAGCCUCCAAGAUAUGUCAAUAAUACACAUUUAUCAUCAAGAGUUGGAAGACUAAACUUAGACUGGAUAGAUCCUGACCAGUCACCUGAAAAGGAGAAUGAGGCUUUUCAACAAGCAAUGGCAUUGGCCGGUAGUGAGUUUUUAAAUAGUCUUCGAUUUCAUUCAAAAUCAUGGUUACCAGCAUGGUCUAUUGUAUUGGAGUGUCUAUCAGCAAGAUGGGAUAUUGAUCCUAGUGGUGAAAUCAUGGUCUUGACUAAAUUUUGCCCAUGGAAGCUUCACCUAUUUGAGCUUGAGGAGGAGAUGAAAAUUGACCCUUUAAUCAAAUAUGUUCUUUAUCAGGAUGAGAGGAGCAAACAAUGGCGAGUGCAGGCAGUUGCAGUAUCUCCUGAUCGAUUCGAGAAUCGAAAAUCUCUACCAUCUCAAUGGAGAGGACUUAGAGAUGAACAACUCUCGAAAGAGGCAGGAAUCCCUGGCUGUGUUUUUGUCCACAGUAGUGGGUUCAUCGGUGGAAAUCAAAGUCACGAGGGGGCUCUGGCCAUGGCAAGAGCUAGCUUGAAGUUUUGAGGAAGAAGAUUUAUUCAGACAGUUUAAAUUUUGAAGAAUUUAUUCAGACGGUUUAAAUUUUUAAGAAUUCUUUAUUUCUCUUUCAUCCCAUUUUCUGUGUCUUGAUAGCAAUUUGACAUUCAUAGUGUACUUUUAUUUAGCAAUUUGACAUUCAAAGUGUA
Ziziphus jujuba (common jujube) is the source of this 1316-nucleotide messenger RNA. RefSeq lists its product as uncharacterized. The transcript is spliced from 7 exons. Gene Ontology annotation, cellular component: nucleus; cytoplasm. NCBI's taxonomy places the organism in Eukaryota, Viridiplantae, Streptophyta, Magnoliopsida, Rosales, Rhamnaceae. Bases 52 to 1155 code for a protein of 367 amino acids. The record is from RefSeq and is a predicted model, not a curated record.